UCGUGAAAUAAAGAUGUGAUGCUGGUCCCGGCAAACAGCACAGCCACUGAAUGGAGCUAGCUGAGGUGCCAUGAACCUGGAUGCAGAGAACCGAGUCGUCCUAAACGUCGGUGGUAUCCGGCAUGAAACUUACAAGACGACUCUGCGGAAAAUACCGGCCACCAGGCUCUCCAGACUGACUGAGGCACUCGCCAACUACGAUCCUGUCCUCAAUGAAUACUUCUUCGAUCGGCAUCCUGGAGUCUUCGGACAAAUUCUCAACUACUACAGAACAGGCAAACUUCACUAUCCAACUGAUGUCUGCGGACCUCUCUUUGAAGAAGAACUUGAAUUUUGGGGACUUGAUUCCAAUCAGGUGGAACCUUGUUGUUGGAUGACAUACACUCAGCAUCGAGACACCCAAGAAACUCUGGCUGUCUUAGACCGAUUGGAUCUUGACACGGAUAAGCCAAGCGAUGAAGAAAUUGCUCGAAAAUUCUGUUUUGAAGAAGAUUAUAACAAUGGUACUCUUUCUUGCUGGCAAAAAGUCAAACCCAAAAUAUGGUCUUUGUUUGAUGAGCCUUAUUCAUCGCUAUGGGCCAAAGUAAUAGGCGUGAUGUCAGUUUUCUUCAUCUGCGUUUCCAUUCUUUCUUUCUGCUUAAAAACUCAUCCAAACAUGCGAGUUCCAGUUAUCCGAAAUGUCACAGUAAAAGAUACGACAACAAACACGAUAGCAUGGACACUGGACAAAGUGUCCACUUAUCCCCACGAUGCCUUCUUUUUCAUCGAAUGUGCAUGCAAUGCUUGGUUCACUCUUGAGAUCUCUAUUCGAUUCAUGUCCUGUCCCAGGAAAUUGGAAUUCGCAAGAGGAGCUGUCAAUGUCAUUGACUUCACGGCCACCCUGUCAUUUUACAUCGACCUUGCUUUGCAGAGAUUCGCUUCUCACCUUGAAAACGCCGACAUCUUAGAAUUUUUUAGCAUCAUUAGAAUCAUGAGGCUUUUCAAAUUAACCCGGCAUUCAGCUGGUCUCAAAAUCCUGAUCCAGACAUUCAAAGCCAGUGCUGGCGAACUCAUUCUUCUUGUGUUCUUCCUGGUCCUGGGAAUCGUCAUUUUUGCUUCUCUUAUCUACUAUGCUGAACGAAUCCAGGCCAAUCCCAACAAUGAUUUCACCAGCAUACCUUUGGGACUUUGGUGGGCCCUGGUCACCAUGACCACUGUGGGAUACGGAGACAUGGCACCAAAGACAUAUACAGGCAUGUUUGUGGGUGCCCUUUGCGCCCUGGCAGGUGUGUUAACAAUAGCUCUGCCCGUGCCUGUUAUUGUUUCCAACUUCGCUAUGUUUUACUCUCAUACCCAAGCAAGGGCAAAACUUCCUAAAAAGAGGAGGAGGGUGUUGCCCGUGGAACAGCCCCGAGGACCUAGAGGAGGCAGAGGGCCACCAGGGGCGGGAGGAGAUCGAAGGAUGAACGCCCUCAAGCAAAAUCAUCCCAAGGAUAUGCUCACGCCCAAGUUAGGUGAAAAAGAACCUAUGCUAAAUCACAACCGUGAUGAGACGCCAGGUCCACCUCCUGUUAGAAAUCGGAGGCAGAGUGCAAUAGAUAGAGCUGCAAGACUUGUUGAUAUUCAUCACACGGUAGUACACGUCUCUACCGAAAUAGCAAAUACAGGUGAUCCCUUGAAAUCUCCCGAAAGGACAGGGAACGGAAAUCCAGGAAACAACCUGAAUCCCAAGCAAGAUGUGCAAGCUUCUAACUCACCUGGAUCUACAACUAUGCGUAUGGAUGCGUGAAUACUUCCACAAGCGACUUCACGUGAUUCAUUUUAACCAAUUAAGUUUCUCGCAAACAAUUGCAACUUAAAUAUAUGGUACUAAAAAGAAAGUGACAAACUUCCAAUACAGCUAAAAAGUUAUAUGGGUUCUUGUUGAAGGAGUUGUUAAAUUUUAUAAAUUAAAAGAAACGAGUCUUAUAACACUGAGCGUUAAUGUGAUAAAACACAAGCAAAGAAGUUAUUCUGCCAAGGAUAUGCUGUGGACCAAUUUAGCGAAAAUAUAUGUAUUAAACUGGAUUUAAUUUUUCUAAAUUUUAAUUCCGAUAGAUUGUUGUUUACCUUUUAAAUUUUUUUUUCCUCUCUUGAAGGAAGAUAUGGCUUUAAAAACAUGCAAUCUGGACAAAAAUUACCAGAUACACAUCUUUGAAGAUACUAUCUCUAAUAAGUUUUCUACAAACAAGGCAAUGAACUUAGCUGUUGAAAUAUGUACAUGUCUUCGCUUUGACUUUUAAAAAUAAGAAAAAAUUAUUUUGCAAAAUAUAUUAUAUAAUAAGGACCAAAAUAAGAAGUGUUUAACAAGGUCGUGACACUGCCUUAUAUGAAAAGAUAGCACAAGACAAAAAGUCUUAUACAUUGCCAAAAUUAAUACUCAUACAAAAUUAUUUAUUUCAUUGGUUUGUCAAAUAAAACCCAAAGAGAGGCUUUUGGUUUCAAAAUAAGUUCAAUUGAUUAUUUUCAAUUUACUUUGGAAAUACAAAAACACCAGAUCAUAGAAUUAAAAUUUUAUAUAUUUCCUUUUUAUAUUAGUAAUAAAAUAUUCCCUAUCUAAAAGUUUAAGUAAUAUGUUUUUACUAAAGAAAAAAUACAAAAAGAAGUAAUUUAUUUAUUAAAAAAAAAUUAAAAUAAUGAAAGUAUUAAUUCAGAUUAAAUCAAGGAUAUUAAAGAAUAAAAUCGGUUUCCAAAAAGCACUUUGGGCUCGGUUUGAUACCAAAAGCCUUAAUUAUAUCAUAUGCCUUAAGUCUACCUUAAAUGCACACAUAAAAACUUCCAUAUAAUGUUAAUAAAAUGUUAACUACCAAAAAAAAAAUUUUUUUUAAUUUAUGUAACACUUGGAAUAUUAACAAUUAACAUUAGGACUACAAUUUCAAUUGUUGAAACGUAAUUAACAUCUAUCAUAAUAAAAUAACAUUAUGGUAAUAAUUAGAUGCAGUGCAGACCUAUUUAUCUUUAAAUAAAUUAUUCAACUCAAAACGUCAUCUACUGAUUGGAUUUAUAUGACUGAUGCAAAUUUUUAUGGCAUAAAUAUCUAAAAAUAAUUUGCACCUAUACAACCAAAAGCUAAAACUGUUAUGAUAGAUGUUAAUUAUGCUAGUAAUUAACACCUAUCAUAACAGUUACUAACUAUUUUACAGUUAUUAAUUACGUUUUAAAUUACAUUAGGUAUUAAUGUUUUUUUGGUUCAAAAACAAUGCGUAAAAACAGUUUACACGAGAAGUGAAACAUCUUCUUUGCAAACAUUUAUAGAAUUGAUGAUUUAAUAUUACCAUUAAAAAUGACAAUACUUUAAAAUAGUUUUUUUAUUGAGAAUCAUAGCAUAAAAGCUGAUUACUGAUUUUAAACAGCUAAAUUUCAUUAAUUAUAUUUUUAAUUUCACAAAAAAAAAGCAGCUACUUUACAUUUUUUAUUUCCAAUUCCAGUCCUUCAUCAUUAGAAUUCAUUAAUUAUUGAACAAAAAUUAAUGAUAAAAAAUGCAAUAUUUAUCAUUAACCAGUCUUUUAUAAUGAUUAUCAUUAUUCAUUCUCCAUCCCUGGAAAACAUAAAAGCUGUGAAAUUUACAAAAGUUUUAAACAUACCUGGGAUACCAACUUUCCUUAAUUUUCAUAUAUAUAUAAAAUUUUGGGUUAUAUAAAGAAAAUUCUAGCUGAUAUUUUUUUGGCUAUUUUAGACACAUAGAAUUAAUCAGAAAUUUUAUCUGAACUAACUUGCAAGUCCGAAAUAAUUUUUCAAAUUGAAUGAAAAUUUGCAGAAAACUUAGCACUUAACUAUAAACUUGAAGGAAAGCUUUUUUAAUGACAUUAAUUGGUGGUUCAAAUUAGUUUGAAUGGCUUCUAUAUUUGGUCCUAUGCAUUUAAAAAUACACUAUUAUAGAAGUUAUUCAAAUACCAAAGAUUGUAAUAGCGAUCCUAAAUUAAACUACUGAUAAUAUUUAAAUUCCAAUAAUAAAUUAAUAUUUUAAUAUGAGGCAAAACUUUUGAAGAAUUCUUCUAUUUAUAUAUUUAUUUAUUUUAUUUAUUUCUUGAGAUUUAAAAAAUAAUAAUUUUUCUGGUCCAGGUUUUUAAAGAAUAGUAAUUUAGACUAUUUAAACUGAUAUUUAACUGUGGCACUUUGAUCUGGAAUAAUACUAUCAUAAAUCAAGCUAACUCCUCAUAAAAAUGUACCUCAUGAAGUAAAAAUACAUCUUUUUUAAAUUAAAAGUCAUAAAAUUAGAUUGAAGAUCAUUACAUCUUUUACAUAGUCUGUGUUAAUCUUCACAUAUUUUUAAGAAGUGCAAAUUAUCCAACAUUUUAGAAAACAUAAUAAAAAGAACUGUUAUAACCUUUUGCAUCUCUCAUAUAAGUCGAAGAAUACGAUGUAUUAUAUAAUAUAAUCUGUAUUAUAUAAGUGUUGGCGUCAAUGUCAGUCACUGAAAGUGGUUUGUCAUGCAGGAAUAUUGUAUGACUAAUUAUAUCUGGAAGAAAUAAUUCUGUGAAUUAACAGACAUUCCUAUUCAAAACAUCUCUUUUGGUGCUUAUGAUAUGUACAAAAAUGUGAUCCCUGUCAUA
Parasteatoda tepidariorum (common house spider) is the source of this 4571-nucleotide messenger RNA. RefSeq names its product potassium voltage-gated channel protein Shaw. Gene Ontology annotation, cellular component: dendrite membrane; neuronal cell body membrane; postsynaptic membrane. Gene Ontology annotation, molecular function: protein binding; delayed rectifier potassium channel activity. The record is from RefSeq and is a predicted model, not a curated record. Gene Ontology annotation, biological process: protein homooligomerization; action potential; potassium ion transmembrane transport. Lineage: Eukaryota; Metazoa; Arthropoda; Arachnida; Araneae; Theridiidae.